This is a messenger RNA of Cottoperca gobio, 8467 nucleotides long. RefSeq names its product myosin XVAa (gene myo15aa). The record is from RefSeq and is a predicted model, not a curated record. Lineage: Eukaryota; Metazoa; Chordata; Actinopteri; Perciformes; Bovichtidae. Gene Ontology annotation, molecular function: cytoskeletal motor activity; ATP binding; protein binding. Bases 1 to 7305 code for a protein of 2434 amino acids. Gene Ontology annotation, cellular component: cytoskeleton; myosin complex. The transcript is spliced from 65 exons.
AUGUAUUCAAUCAGAAGCCUGCCCACCAUAGCUCACCGGGAGCAGCGAGAGGAAGAUGGAGUGGAAGAUAUGACACAGUUGGAGGAGAUGCAUGAAGGGGUUGUUCUGCUGAACCUGAGGAAAAGAUCUGAGAGGGAGCUUAUUUAUACAUACAUAGGUAGUAUUCUGGUGUCUGUGAACCCCUAUAAGAUGUACAACAUCUAUGGGACGGACAUGGUGCUGCUGUACAAGGGUCAUGCUCUGGGAGAGAACCCUCCGCAUUUGUUUGCCAUAGCAAACGCUGCUUAUUCCAAAAUGAUGGAUGCCAAACACAACCAGGUCAUAAUAAUCAGUGGAGAGAGCGGAUCUGGGAAAACAGAAGCCACCAAACUAGUCCUUCGCUACCUAGCAGCAAUACAUCACAAAUGCAAUCUUGCCCACCAGAUACUUGAGGCAGCUCCUCUGCUGGAAUCUUUUGGAAAUGCCAAAACUGUACGGAACGAUAAUUCCAGUCGCUUCGGGAAAUACAUUGAGAUCUUUCUGGAGGAUGGUGUGAUCAGUGGUGCCAUAACCUCUCAGUAUCUACUGGAAAAGUCCCGUAUCGUCUUUCAGGCCAAAGACGAGAGGAACUAUCAUAUCUUCUACGAGAUGCUGGCAGGUCUUCCCUCGCAGCAGAGGCAGGCUUUCUAUCUACAAGAGGCUGAGACCUACUAUUACCUCAACCAGGGGGGGGAUUGUGGGAUAACAGGAAAGAAUGACGCAGAGGACUUCCUGCGUCUGCUCGCUGCCAUGGAGAUCCUUCACUUCACCCCUGACGACCAGUCGGCCAUCUUUAGAGUUCUUUCUUCCAUUCUGCACCUGGGCAACGUCUACUUUCAGAGAUACGAGACCGAUGGCCAGGAGGUGGCGUCAGUGGUGAGCGCACAGGAGAUCAGAGUGGUGGCAGAGCUGCUGCAGAUCUCUCCAGAAGCACUACAGAAAGCCAUCACAUACAAAGUCACAGAGACAAUGAGGGACAAGAUCUACACCCCGUUGACUGUGGAAAGUGCUGUUGAUGCCAGAGAUGCUGUUGCCAAGAUCCUGUACUCGCUGCUCUUCCAUUGGUUAACAGAGAGGAUCAACGCUCAGGUGUACCCCCGCCAACACACCCUCUCCAUCUCCAUCCUGGACAUUUACGGAUUUGAGGAUCUGGCCUUCAACAGCUUCGAGCAGCUUUGCAUUAAUUAUGCAAACGAGUACCUGCAGUUCUUCUUCAACAGGAUCAUAUUCAGAGAAGAACAGGAGGAGUACAGCCGGGAACAGAUCCCCUGGCAGGACAUCCCAUUCAGUGACAACCAGCCCUGCAUUGACCUCAUUGCCGCUAAGCCUCAUGGGAUACUGAGGAUCCUGGAUGACCAGAGUUGUUUCCCACAGGCAACAGACCACACGUUCCUCCAAAAGUGUCACUAUCACCACGGCAACAACCCACUGUAUCUGAAGCCAAAGAUGCCCCUCCCAGAGUUUACCAUCAAGCACUUUGCUGGCAGGGUCACCUACCAGGUUUAUAAGUUUCUCGAUAAGAACUACGACCAGGUCCGUCAGGAUGUCCUGGACCUGUUCAUUCAGAGCAAGAACAAGAUGGUGUCAAACCUCUUCCUGGUUCACGCAGAGGUCACGGGUCAACAGAGAGGCCACAUGAGGAAGAGCAGCACAGUCACCAGAAAAUACCAAGCUCCCACCGUCAGCAACAAGUUCCAACAGUCCCUGCUGGAGCUGGUGGAGAAGAUGGAGAGGUGCAACCCUUUUUUUGUUCGCUGCAUUAAGCCAAAUAAUAUGAAGCAACCGAGUGUAUUUGAGGAUGACCUGGUCACCAGCCAGCUGAGACACUCAGGAGUCCUAGAGACCAUUAGGAUCCGUAGAGAGGGGUAUCCUGUCAGAAUGCCAUUCUACAUCUUCCUGUUCAGGUAUAAGUCCCUGGUGGGGAUACGAGAACCUCCAGCAGCAAAUGGAGAAAACUGUGUGAUAAUGCUCAGUAAACUGUGUCUUCUCAGACCAGGAUCCUACCACAUCGGAGUCACAAAGCUGUUUGUGAAGGAGGACAUCUACCAGCUGCUGGAGUGUAAACGGGAGCGCGCACGUCAACUAGCCGCUCUCACCCUGCAGCGAUACACCCGCAUGUUCUUCGUCAGGAAACGCUUUGUGGCCUUUCGCAGAAAGAUCAUCGGGCUGCAGGCACACUGCCGAGGCUUCCUCACAAGGAAGCACUAUGUGAAAAUGAGGCAGAGUCUAGUUCGGUUCCGCUCUCUCAUCCACAUGUACGUCAACCGCAAGCAAUACAUCAAGAGGAAGUUUGAAGCCCAGAGGAAAGCUGAAGAGGAGAGGAGGAGGAGGGACAUGGAGUUGACCAAGAGAGAGGUGGUGAACGUCACACACUUGGUGAUUCCUGCUGAGCUGGGCGCGUUACUGCAGACAGCAGGAGGUCUGAGGGAGUUGCACUCAGACUGUUUGGCUCUGCUUCAAGCUCCUCACAUCCAGGAAGAAGCUCAACUCACUCUGCCUCUGGACAUCAACAACUACCCGUUCUACCGCUAUGUGCAGAUCUACUUUAUGGAACCAAAGUUUGGGAUGUUGACGGCGCCUCUGGAGUCUCCGCUGACCCGUGUAGAGCAGGACCUGAGAGGAGAAGCUCUGCAGCUCUUCAUCAUGGUAUUACGAUUCAUGGGGGACCCUCACCUGAACGGAGCCCAGGAAAACAUGUUUGGGAAUUACAUCAUCCAAAGGAUCCUGUCAUCUCCAGGGUUACAGGACGAGAUCCUGGCGCAGGUCGUCAACCAGGUGUGGAGGAACGUAAACUCUGAGAACGCUGAAAGAGGCUGGCUGCUGCUGCUGGCGUGUGUGUGCAGCUUCGCCCCGUCGCCCAAGAUGGACAAAUAUCUACUGAAGUUUGUAUCUGACCACGCUCCUGCAGGUUGCCAGGCGUUGCUGCAACACAGACUCAUCCAAGCCAAUCAGAAGACACAGCUAGGAUCAGGCUCCACCCCUGAGACUGCACGGACCUAUCCGCUGUCGCUGCUGGAGUGGACGGCCAAUAGGAAGAAGGCGAACAUGGUGUUGCAUGUGCACUGCUUUGACGGAGGAUCGUUCCUGUGUCCCGUGCAUUCCUGGACCAGUGGAGAGGAUUUAGCAGGGAACAUACUGCGGCACAGGGGAGUGUCAGACUGGUGGAAGGGGUGUUCUGUUCUGAUGAAGGAGCACGGCCAGUGGGUGGAGUUAGCGGGUCACGACUACGUGAUGGACCUGAUUUCAGAUCUGGAGCUUUCACCCGACUUCCCAAAGCAGAAGAGCUACUUCAUCAUCAGCACUGACGACCCAGCCAGAGUCCGAGCUAACGCCAGCCUUGCUUUGUUUGGCAGUGGCUUUGAUUCAGAUGAGGAGCUUCCUCCUGCCUUUCCUCUCCGUAACAGCAGACCAGCCUACAGUCUGCCUGACUCUGACGGUUACUACAGCCACGUAGAGUCAGAUGCGUUCAGUGACGGUCAGACUCAGAGAGGAAUGGACCGCUACCUGGACAGUCUGUUUGACCCUGUGCUGUCAGACAGCAGCAUAGACUCCACAAAGACUGGAAGUUUGUCAGCCAGGAUGAAGGGAGGAGGAGGUAUAGGCAUCACAAGAGGAGGAAGAGGAGAGGGGGAGAGUCAGACAACCCCCAGCCGGCCUUAUCCACCAGGAAUACAUCCCGGAGCUGUGCCAGUGCUUCCAGUAGCAGGAGGAAUGAUGCCACCCAUCCCUGCUAUGCCAAUCCCAUCCCACCACCAUCACCACGAACAAACUUCUUCUACUCUCACUCCUGCCACAAGUGUAGCACCCACCCCGUCACCCACUCAUGCACGCGCCGCUGCCCCCCCUGCUGAUAGAGCUAAUGUAGCAUCCUACGCCACUGGCGUCCCCGGUCUGCCGGGAAUGCCCUCGUUCCCUACCACGCCUGUGGUUCCAGGCUUUCCUGUGACGAUAGGUGUGCCAGUGAACUGUGUGUGCUUCUACUGUUCUACAACAAAAUCAUCUUUACUAAAUGGUGUCUAUGUUUAUGCUUCUCUAGGAUCAGAGCAGACAGUACUGACUCAACAGCAGCAGGCCAUCAUCAACCAGCAAGCUAUCAUUCUGGCCCAGCAGAUGACCAUGCAGGCCAUUGCGAUCCAGCAGCAGAUGUUGUCCGUCUUCCCCCCCGUUGCCCCGGCGCCCCAGUCACCGCCCUCACAGCAUUACACACACUUACCACAACACACAACCAGCCCUACCACAGAGAGUGAAGAGUCGCCGUACAAGUCUGCCGCUGUUCAGAGAAAAAUUAGUCCGACACGUGGCCCCCCUCCUGAGGACAUGGUCCAAUCCGGUCCGAGUAACAUGGAGCGCAUUGAUCCCAGCCACAACAUCAAAGACAUCAUCAAACACCACCAACCUGCUGACACAACAACUUCUACUGGACCUGCCACACAAAGGAAAGGUGAUGGAAAGAUGUUUGCGAGGAAGCCAGACCCCCAUGAUGAAGCUAUGGAGAUCCUUAAAGAUCAGAUGGCAAACCCACCACAACCGAAGCCUCAACCCUCCCUGCGUAAAGAAGAGGGAGGAGUGAAGGUUUCCAAGAUGACCAAGUCUCGCCCUGCAGGGCCUAGUAGAUCCAACAUAAGCCCCGCCCCUCCUCCAGUCUCUAGAGAGUUGCCAGUCGAGGAGGAGAUCAUUCAGACUCAACUCCACAGUAGGACCAGUGAGGAAUAUUACACGUACUCCAACGUCCCCUGGAAACUCUACAUGAGGAAAGAGGUAUUCUAUCCUAAAGAGACAUUCAACAGUCCACUGAUCCUGGACCUGAUCUUCAGACAGGUUGUAUAUGACACCUUCUCUGAGGCCUGCAUCCGUAUCACCCAGGAGGAGAGACAGAAGAUGAAAGCUUUAUUUGCUGAGAACAAGGUGGAUCAGGUGUCAGGAAUGCACGAUGAGAGCGUGAAGAAGAAAGUGGUCGCCAUGGCCAGAGACUUGUGGGAGAUUUACUUCUCCCGCCUCUUCCCAGCCUCUGGCAGUGUGGGGACAGGAGUGCAGGUGCUGUCUGUGUCUGAUAAAGGCAUCAAGCUUCUGAAGAUGGUGAAGAACAGCUCUGCUGCUCCAGACUACUUCAGAGUGCUGAGGCCUUACAGCUACUCGGACAUCCUGUUUGUGUCGAUUCCAUCCAAGAACAUGCUGGAGUUCAACCUGAGCAACGAGAAGCUCAUCCUGUUCUCGGCCAAGGCGCCGCAGGUCAAACACAUGAUCGACUACUUCCUCACAGAGCUCAAGAAGGACUCGGAGUACAUGGUGGCGGUGAGGAACUACAUUACCGAGGACAGGACACUGCUCAGCUUCCACAAAGGCGACAUCAUCAGAGUGCAGCAGAUGGAUGGGCUGGAAGCCGGCAAACAUUACGGCUGCAUAGUGAGGAAGAAGGUCAUGCUUCUGGAGGAGCUAAAGAGGGACACUCCUGAGUUUGGCUGGCGGUUCGGGGCUGUGUACGGGAAAUUGGGAGUUUUUCCCAGUGACUACGUCCGUCCUGUGGCUGCUCCGGACUUCCUGGUUCUCCCCGCUGAGCGCGUAGAGCCUCGAGACAGACAGGGACGAGUUGCUGCAUCUGCUGCUAUUGCCGUGGCGAUGGGCUCAGCAGUCGCUGCCCAUGAGCUUGACCUUUCCACAGAGGUAGUAAAUGAGAUGUAUGGGGACAGUCUGAGUGUCGAACUGGACAAUGUGCCUCUGCACGGCGGCCAGUACCACAUGGCUGACUUUGCCAAGAAGUACUUCAGAGAGGCUCAGAGGUACAAAAGUGAUCAGAAAGCCAAAAAGGGGAAGGAGGGCAGGGACCCUGUGGACAUGGUAAAAUUCUCCAAGUCCCCGAUCCAGGAGUCUCUGAUCGACUUCUCAGACAGUGGGAUGAACAGAGUGGCUGCUGACAUCUUUUUAGCCAUAAUGAAGUUCAUGGGAGACUUCCCACUGAAAGGUCAGACUGAACAGGACCUGGUCACCUCUGUACUGAAGUUAAGUGGCGAUCAUGGCCUGAUAAAGGAUGAAGUUUACUGCCAGGUGAUGAAGCAAGUAACGGCGAACACCAGCUCCAAACCGGACAGUUGUCAGAGAGGAUGGAGGCUGUUGUACAUCCUGACAGCUUUCUAUCGCUGCUCUGACGUCAUGAAGCCAUUUCUGUUGAAGUUCCUGCAGGACGCUUGCGAAAGCCCCGGGAUGCAGUACCAAGGUAUUGCCAAGGCAUGUGAGCAGAAUCUGAGGAGGACCUUUCAAUAUGGCGGACGUAUACAGUAUCCCAACAGCAUGGAACUCAAAGCUAUGCUGGCGGGGCGGAGCUCCAAGAGACAGCUGUUCCUGCUGCCGGGUGGGAUCGAAAGACACUUGAAAAUCAAGACGUGCUCUGUUGCUUUGGAUGUCAUCGAGGAGCUUUGCUAUGAGAUGGGACUCCACAGGGUUGAGGCUUUGGAUGAAUAUGCCAUCUUCUUGGUCACACACAAAGGUCAGAAUGUGCGUCCCCUGAACAAGCGAGAGUACAUCUUGGACAUCGCUACAGAGGCAGAGCCAGUGGACACCAACUACAGUCUGUGGUUCAGGAGAGUCAUAUGGAGUCUGGCUCUCAAACUUGACAACGAACUCUAUGUCACAAUGCACUAUAAUCAGGUGUUGCCAGACUACCUGAAGGCCUUGCUGAGUGUGGUUCCUCAGGCUAAGGCCAGUGACCAGCAUCUGCAGCAGAUCGCCAGACUGGCUGCCCUCCAGCACCGUGCCAAGGACACCGUCUACCUGCCCACCAUGCGUGACGUGCAGGAGUGCGUCCCCCCACAGUUCUACAGCAAACAGGGUUCACAGCAUUGGCUGAAUAUGGCAACUCAACACAUGCAGCAGGUCCAGCCCUUAAACCCAAACCAGGCUCGUGCACAGUUCCUUGGUCUGGUCAGUGCAUUCCCCAUGUUCGGCUCCUCCUUCUUCUACAUCCAGAGCUGUAGCUCCGCCUCCAUCCACGCCCCGUGCAUCCUGGCCGUAAAUCUGAAUGGACUGCACUUUCUUAACAAGGAUACUCACGAAGCCAUGGUGCGUUUCCCUCUGAAGGAGGUCCAGUCAACUCGCACUCAGAGACCAACUUCAGGCUCCAGUUAUCCAUAUGUGGAGAUCAUGAUAGGAGACCUGCUCAACCAGCGCAUCACACAGCUACAGCUGGAGCAGGGCCUGGAGCUGUGCCGAGUCAUCGCCAUGCACAUGGAGAACAUGUUGUCAGUCAGAGAAAAGAGACUCACUUUGCCACCAAGUGAAAUCACCCUGCUAUAACACACACACACACACACACACACACACACACACACACACACACACACACACACACACUUUAUGCCUCACAAAUGUACUGUAUCUACCUCUAUUUCAGAAGUAGAAUAUUUUGAUAUGUAAAAGUAAUGUUUCUGUCAUGUGACGAAUGUACGGCGAUGAUGUUUCAACCAAAGAUUAUCUUCUUCAUUAAUCGUUUGGUCUAUAUAAUGUCAGAGAAAAGCAAAACAGCAAAAUUAUAAUUUCCCACAGCCAAAGUUGUCACGUUCUAAUGGCUUGUUUUAUUUACUUUUCACAUUUCAGAAGCUGGAAAGUGGAUUUUCUGGCAUUUUGCUUAAAUAAAGAUUUAAACGAUUACACCCACAGCAUUAGCAUAAAGUAGGAAAGGCCUAUAUAGUUAUCUUUCCAGUGGGUCAGUAGGCUACAGACCUGUACCUUGCACAUACUUACACAUACCACUGAGUAAGGAAACUGAGAGCCAGACUUAAAUUUCAGACCGAACUCAUAAAUGUUUUUGGUUGGACUUUUCUAGCCAAAACUGUUUAAGGUCUUGUAUGCCAUGACUGCUUUAGAGUAUAAUGAAUAAGGCGUCUUUAAUUAACUUCCCCACUUCGGAGCAAUUGUAUGAUUUGAUUAUCAUUGAUCCCAGGGCAACAUUCAAUUGAACAGUGGUCUUGCACUGAAAAUGGAGGAACCCCUGCUGGUUGGCUCUCUACAAAGAAACUGAAAUGUGUGAAUCUGAAACGAAUAACUAGCAAACUUAAGUAAAACCUUAUCUUGCCUUCAACAUUAAUAGAUGCUUGUGGUUUGGCAUGAUGCAUCAGGUUUUCAUUAGGCUUGGUCACACGUGUAACAGUAGUCUACAUAAAUGAUUUGUGACCCUAUAAGAUAUUCUAAUUUAUUUUUAUAAAGAUGCAAUUAAGAUGAAAACAAGAGAAAGCUGCCACAGGAACAGGCCACAAAUGAAAAAAUCCCUGUCAUUAAAUCAAGGGAAAGACACGACAGAGGAAACAUAUUUGGAAAAAGCCCAUUUUGGCACACAGUUAAAGGCCACAUCACUGAACUCUUUGCACUUAUUAAAAUGAUAAUUUAUACAGUGUAUACAUGUUUUUGUAAAUAGCUGUUGUACAUAACUAAUGUAUGUGAAUAAUGUUGUACAUUAAAG